AUGAUAAAUUGGAACAAAUGUUUAGGCUUCUGGCAUGGGCCGUGGGAAAACACAUUAGAUUAUUUUGCUAAUAUGAAAUGGACCGUGACACCUGUCAAAUAUCUCGGAGUGCCCUUAGAACAUUAUCGCGAUACCACGCAAUACUGGAACGAGGAAACCAAACGUGUUAGGGAGCAAACCGAUAAAUGGGGUGGGCGGGAUUUCUCCGUUUUCGCGCGUGCUACAGUUUGCAAUGUGUUUUUAGUCGCGAAAGUGUGGUAUGUUCUUCAAGUGCUUUGUAUGUCUCGUACCAACGUGCAGAAGUUGCACAGAGUCUUUGCAGUGUUCGUGUGGCGUUCCACAUGGGAAAGAUGCCGCAGAACUAAUUUAUUUCGAUCAGUCCGAAGCAGCGGACUCAGUUUAUGUCAUUUAUUUCUCAAACAAGUUGUGUCAAGAUUUAUUUUUUUGCGCGACCAAAAUAACGGAUUUCUGCGAACAAUUUUACAAUUGCGAAUGAGUGAUGUAAUUCCUGAAUAUGUUGUAUCAAAUGUCACAAAAAAAGGGAGUAUUCGCGGCUUUCUUCGUGAGGUCGUUAUGUCUUUUCGAAUGCUAAAAGUGAGAUUCUCAAUGGAGUACCUAAGUAAUGUACCAAAAAAGCGUUUAUACAGGGAUCUGAUUGAUAUUAUGUUGCCAGUGCCCAUAUAUCGUGCCAUGUAUUGUGUAGGCUCGGAAGGAGACGUGUUGAAACGUGUUAAAAGAAUGGCAGUCCGCUCCUCAGUUAAGACGUUCUUCUUUCAGCUCCAUACCAAUACCUUGCCUGUCAAACCGUGGUUGCAAGAGAGAGGACUGUUCGUACCGUGGUCAGUUAAUUGUCUCAUUUGUUCAAAGCCUGAGACAAUCGAACACAUUUUCUUAGAGUGCAGGGAUGCAAUAUUCCACUGGGAUGUUUUACAGAGAACACUGAAAAAAGAACUCCCCAUAUCACCCUACGGUAUCCGCUUUCUCCCAGUUGAAAAUGAAAACGACGUGCCCUAUGACAUGAUCAUGACGCUGAGCCUACACAGCAUAUGGAAAACACGAAUGGCCGUACGAAAUGCUGAUGUGGACGCCAAACCAGCCAGACAAUAUUUUAUUGAAAGUGUUUCACAAAUAAGAGAAGUGUAUAAAUCUCAGGCUGAACCACCAGAGUGGUUACCUGUACUGGAAACCCUGGUGACCUUAAAGCGUUUUUGACACGAGAAUUUCAAGAAGUGUGUGUAAUGACUAUGUAACAGUUUGUUUUGUUCUUACUUAAGUGUGGUCAAUGUCCUGUAUCUGUGAUUAUCCGGCAAUAAAGAAAAAAAAAUCCUCGUUAGUAUAGUGGCCAGUAUCCCCGCCUGUCACGCGGGAGACCGGGGUUCGAUUCCCCGACGGGGAGUGUUUCUUUUUUCCUUCUCGUUUGCAGGCGCACGCGGCGGCGCUCCUCCCCAGUACCUGUGUCUAUUUUUUUUUAUUUAUUGCCGGUCUUCGACAUUGCUCAGACGAUACAGUUAGCACACAAUGUAUCACAAAUUCCAACCAUUAGAAAAAAAAAAGGAAGGUGUGUAAGGAAAGAGACCGCACAAUAGAGCCGUCUGUCCAUAUUGGACUGGCUUUGUCAAACUAAAAUUCCUUCAUGGCUGUCAGGGGUUCUAGCCUCGACAGCCAAUCCGGUACACAUUCUUCUGUUUUCUUCAGUUCAAUAAAUCGCGACAUACAAUCUUUGAAGUAAGCACGAGCUGGCCUAGCGUCAAGAUCGCAAUGAUACCCUGCCAUACGAGCCCGCCAUAUACAGUGUAGAGCAUUCAACAUAACAAAGUCAUAGGGAACCCCGUCGUCAUCUUUGAUGGCCAGAUACCUGAUACCUUGGGGGUCCACCGGUAGCUCUUUCUUCAGGGUUCGCUUUAAGACGUCCCAGAAGAAAACUGCCGCCCAGCAAUGUAGGAAAACAUGAUCUAUAUUUUCGGGCUUUUUGCAUAUCAAGCAGUGCGACCCCCAAGGUACGAGACAACCCCGUUCCUCCAGAAACGUCUUCACGGAGAGCGUUCCUGUGUGUAGCUUAAAGAAGAAGGUCUUUACCCCUGGUGGCACCUGCAUGUGUUUUACUCUUUUAAGUACAUCCUGUCCUGGCCCUCCACUGUAUAUGGCUCUGUAUAAGGGCACUGGGAAAACAAUGUCGCAUACAUCUCUAUACAAUGUUUUCCUUUUCACUUCACAAAGGUAAUCAUUUGUAAAACGAACAGAAAGGAAGCGUACACUGUCAACCACUUACUUGAAAUAUCCGCGCAGCGUUCCACUCAAAUUUGCCGUGCUAACAACAUGUGCCGG
Dermacentor albipictus is the source of this 2325-nucleotide messenger RNA. NCBI's taxonomy places the organism in Eukaryota, Metazoa, Arthropoda, Arachnida, Ixodida, Ixodidae. The record is from RefSeq and is a predicted model, not a curated record.